AUGCUUCAGGGCCUCAAUGACUUUCUUGUAGCAAGGGACCCAGGACUGAACACAGUACUCAAGGUACAGCCUCACCAGAGCUGCAUACAGAAGGAUGAUCACCACCCUGGUCCUUUUGACUGCUCUAUUUCUGAUGCAAGCCAGGAUGCCAUUGGCAUUCUUGGCUGCCUGGGCAUAAGUACAGAUGGAUCCCUCUCUGGUGUUGUGCAGAAGUGGAAGGAAUACCAGCUCCAAUGCCUGAAAUACUUAUAUGAGGCACCUCCUAUUGCAGCAGAAGGCAAGUUCUGCAACAGAACAUUUGACAACUAUGCCUGCUGGCCUGAUGGACUGCCUGGCACCUAUGUGAAUGUCAGCUGCCCCUGGUAUUUACCUUGGGCCAACACAGUGCUGCAUGGGCAGGUGUACCGGUUCUGUACCUCUGAGGGUACCUGGCUGCUGAAGGAGAACUCGACUCUGCCCUGGAGGAACCUGACAGAGUGUGAGGCCUCUGAUCAGGAUGCACCAGAAGAACAGCUCCUGAAUUUGUCCAUCAUAUACACCAUUGGAUAUGCUCUUUCCUUCUCUGCCCUUAUAAUUGCAACCGCCAUUCUUCUUGGAUUCAGACAUCUUCAUUGCACAAGGAAUUAUAUUCAUCUGAACCUUUUCACCUCUUUUAUCCUCCGUGCUAUAUCCGUCUUCAUUAAAGACUCAGUGGUGAAGUGGAUGUACAGCACAGCCACACAAGAGCACCAGUGGGAAGGACUUAUCUCCUUCCAGGAAUCCCUUAGCUGCCGUUUGGUGUUUGUGAUGAUGCAGUACUGUGUGGCUGCAAACUACUACUGGUUGCUGGUGGAAGGCAUGUACCUGUACACGCUGCUGGUACUGUCUGUCUUUUCCGAGCAGAGAAUUUUUCGGCUGUAUCUCUGCAUUGGCUGGGGUGUACCAAUGCUGUUUGUUAUCCUCUGGGGAACUGUCAAGUACCUUUAUGAAGAUGAGGGCUGCUGGAGCAGGAACUAUAACAUGAAUUACUGGUUGAUCAUCAGACUGCCCAUUCUAAUCGCCAUUGGGGUAAAUUUCUUAAUCUUUAUCAGAGUUAUAUGCAUCAUCAUCUCCAAGCUACAAGCCAAUUUGAUGUGCAAAACUGACAUAAAAUGCAGGCUGGCCAAGUCUACCUUGACAUUGAUCCCACUGCUGGGAACCCAUGAGGUCAUCUUUGCCUUUAUUACUGAUGAACAUGCCAGAGGGAUGCUGCGCUUUGUGAAGCUUUUUACUGAGCUCUCCUUUGCUUCUUUCCAGGGGCUGAUGGUUGCAAUUCUCUACUGUUUCAUCAAUAAUGAGGUUCAGAUGGAGUUUCGAAAAAGUUGGGAGCGCUGGAGAUUGGAACAUUUGUACGUGCAGAGGGACAGCAGCAUGAAACCUCUGAAGUGUCCAGCCAACAGCAUCAGUAGUGGAGGCACGGUAGGCAGUAGUGUUUACGCUGCCACUUGCCAGGCUACAUUCAGCUAAGAUUUCUGCAGGUGAACCAGAUUGAGAACAAUGAACUGUAUAAUGUACCUGAAAACCCUUAAAUACCCAAGCAAGUGGCUUAAGUGUGUCAUCUCCAGCAAGAAACUUGAGUAUAUGCUGCUCAUUGCCUGCAGGCUGUUGGACAAAGGUUUCUAGGGAGAGCAAUCUGCUAAUGUAAUCAACACAUCAGAGCAAAAAUUGAUCAUGUCUAAAGUAAGUUAAAACUUUCUUCCUAUUUGCACACAAGGCCUCCAGGUGUCCAAAACUUAGCAUAGCAUUGAUCCAGUCUGAAACCACAGGGUCAAUGGCUUAUUAUUGUUGAGUGAGCGAGCUGAGUGAUCGACUGAUUAAAUUACAAGGAAACAGAAUAUGAUUAUUGACAAAAAAAAACAUGUUGACUUUUAUGAGGAUAGGAUAGGGUAAGGUGCUAUCACAUUUUACAAAAAACUUAGUGGGAGGCAGCAUGGGCUUUAAGUAUGAAUCAGUUUUGUAGAAAGUUUCCCAAAUCUGAAGUUCAGAAUGUAUUUACCUGUUUACCAGAAAGGUGAAGAACAGCAUCUUGAAGGUCUGUAACUGCAGCAGGUAGCAUGGUGUAUAUUCCUGAAUCUUCUUUUUAGACUUUGCUUGAAAGAAACAGACCAAAACAGACCAAAACUACUAUCUAUUAGGGAACCUAUUCUGAUAUUAAUAGAUGUGUCAUCUCUACUGACAACAAUGGAAAUAACCACCGAAUGCAGAGCCCUUCCGCUUUUAUAUGGUACUCUGCCUCUCCAUGGUUAUGAAUAGGUAUGGAUAGGUAUGAACACAGACAGGAUAAUGACUUUUCCUUCAAAACAUUUUCCUUCAAAGCUGUGCUGUGCUUUCUGUGGAUGCAAACACAGAAAAGUCAACCUGCAGUUACAAUUGGUCUUACCAGACUUCACUGACUCGGAAGUGAUUUGAUAUUUACAGUGUGGGCUCACUUUUGUCUCUUCUCUAGCCUUGUACAUUUUCUCCAGGCACCUGAGAUACCCGCAAGGUGUUCUACUCAGGGUAGUGGAAGGCUGAACUGUCAGCACGGCGGACAGCUCCCGGCUGCUGCCCAGGGCCCGGGUUGCCCACCUGCUCCAGGGCCUGCCCUCAGCUGGGUUCAAAAAAUGCCCCAUACCACUGCAUCCUCAACUCAACGGGCUGUUUGUUUGUUUAAAACUGCAAGGGCUCUUGUAGAGAAUGCAUCUAUGCUGCUAAUUAUGUUACCCUUGCUGAAGUUUACAAGAGUUGCUGGGGAAAACAUGAGGCACUUUUAUAAGCAGACCUUGGCCCAUUGCCUCACUUAAUAACAAGCGUUAUGUAUCUUUACUCAGCUUAGAUAUACACCUCCCCUUUACAGCUGAGACAAGAUGCUAAAGAGUAGGUCUGAGAACAUUCCUGCCCAUAGCCUUCUUGUAAUAAGAGUGGCUUCCAUAGCCUAGCAGGUAUACCACUCAGCAGAGAUAUUUUCAAGUCCUUCUUUGCACUUGAAUCCACAUCCCUUGUUGCCAAGAAAGGGGACUGGAUAUAACUCAGCAUCUUUCCUGCCUGAAGCUAGAUUGCUUUGCAUGGAAUAAUUUAAUCUUUGUAUUAGAAUUCAAAUUGCCAACAGGUUGGAUUAAUUUUGUAAUCAGCAGAUUAGAAUUAAAUUAGAGAAGAUAGGUUACUUUCUUCUGCUAUAAUGCUUAUAAUUGAGCUCCAGGGAAAAGUCAAGACACAUUUGUAGAAAUCCACCACAGUUCUCAGGCUGGCUUGCGUAUGCCUAGCACACUGGCUUCUACACAGGCCAUUCCCAGGCUGUGCCUUUAUAACAUUGUUUGCAGAGCUGACCUUGGAAUGAAGCACCUCAGGCUCUUCUGUAAAUUUAAUACCUAGUUUCUACAAUGCAUCACCCUUAAUACAGUAUCUGACUACUAUGUAUGUACAUUAGUCACUGUUCUGAAAUAUAAUUAAUUAGCUUCUUGUAUGCAGAGUAUGCAUUGUUUUUCCACUUAGCAUCUACGUUUGAUUGCUUUGAAAGCAACAACAUGAGAAUCACUGGUAGGUGAAAAGGUAUCAGCUACAGGUGAAAUCUUAAUCUAUAUGGUAAGACACACUGGAGGGAAUAAUUUCCUUCAUUAAUAUUCAAGAUGGAUGCUAAUUUUCCAGGGCCCUGCUUGAUUGUGUGCUAACCCAGAAAAAAGGUUUCUGCCACUUGUGCAGCUGUUAGCAAAAUUUGUUUUACUAUGGCAACAAAAAGCUGUAGGUAUGCGUUACACACUAUUAUGCUGGAAAAAAUAUACACAGUGAAGGAGGAUAGACAUUUGUGUGCGCUAAGAAAGCUGUACUUAGUUUCUGUCACAAAGUUUCCCUCUACAGUUUGACCUGCUUUUGAGCCCUGAGGCUCUUUUUGGCCUUCCCAGUCACUUAAGAACUGAAGGCUUUGGGCCCAUAGGAAUAUCUGCAGCACCAGUUGUCAAAUUUAUCUUUUUAUGUUCCAGCUUGUUAGAAUAUAAGUGAAAGAAAAAAAGCGUAAUGAUCUCAGACAAGCCUUGGUGUGUUUUUCUUCCUCUCCAAUUAAGCUCUCACUUCUUUGUCUCUCUUAAGAACUGGUGAAACUAAGUGAAAGGAAUUGCCAUCAAAGCAGAACUACAGUAGUACCGUACUUUGAGAAAUACGUUAAGGCCUAAAAAAUGAUUUCUACGUAAUACUUCACAUCUACUUCAGUAAAAUCUUUUACAAGCCCAUAUUGUUAUUCUUGCCAUCUCUAUUUCAGAAUUUAUACUGUGCAUUUAUUUGAGUAGCAUGAAAUAAGAAAAGCAACAGAAAGCACUGGAACAGAUAAACUGCAUGAAU
Molecule: messenger RNA, 4329 nt
Organism: Meleagris gallopavo (turkey)
Lineage: Eukaryota; Metazoa; Chordata; Aves; Galliformes; Phasianidae
Source: RefSeq, a predicted model, not a curated record